AUGGCUGCUCCCGUCCAGCAAAUCGAAACCAAUCGGUUUGAAAAAUGGUGGAAAGAUCUCGGUAUUCGCAAGCUACUAGCAUGGCAGGCUACUAUCCUGGUGUCGCAAAUGACCACUGGUUACGAUGAGAGCGUGGUCGGAAGCUUCCAGUCCAUGAAGCCCUGGGUUAAUGAUAUGGGAAACCCCAAUCCAUCUAGGAUAGGACUCAUCACGGCUAUCGUCUUUGUUGGUGGUUUUGCCGGUGCUCUCGUGGCCUCGCCUAUAGCCGACCACUUUGGACGACGAGUAGGCAUGUUUGUUGGAGCAAGCCUGACAUUUGUGGGAACAAUCCUCCAAACAGCUGCACAGAACUCUGGCAUGUUUAUUGGGGGUCGAUUUUUGAUUGGCUUUGGAAUUAGCUUCACUUGUGUUGCUGGGCCCUCCCUACUGUUUGAGUUGGCUCAUCCAGCAAUGCGUGGCACAAUAUCUUCUUUGGUAAUAUCUUGCAGCUACCCAACUAUGAACUUGAAGAAACAGUUGCUGAUCUUGGACUUCCAGUUUAACGUGCUUUGGUACGUAGGUUCUAUCAUCGCAGCAUGGACAACCUUCGGUACGGGCUAUAUGACUACCAGCUGGUCAUGGCGAAUCCCAUCCCUCAUUCAAGGAGUUCCCGCACUACUAGUCAUGAUAUCUGUUCUUUGUGGGCUGCCCGAAAGUCCUAGAUGGCUUUGUGCAAACCAACGGAAUGAGGAAGCUCGGCAACUACUUGCAAAGUAUCACAGCAAUGGAAACGCCCACUCGGCCCUCGUGGUAAGUGAGAUGAAAGAGAUACAGACCUUUUUGGAGGCAGAAACAGCAGCCCGGACGAGUGGACAAAGCAGCUGGGGUAUCCUUUACCGGUCACCAGCAAACAGAAAAAGGAUUGCCCUGGUCGCUACCGUUGCCCUCCUAACACUAUGGAACGGCCAGGGUGUAAUUUCGUACUAUUUCAGUCCGAUUCUGACCAGCGUCGGUAUCACUUCUACUCCUCAGCAGACCGGUAUCAAUGGUGGCUUGCAGAUAUGGAACCUGCUCUUCUCCCUGGCAGGGGCCUUGCUUGCUGACCGAAUCGGAAGACGAACUCUCUGGUUGACGUCGUUCAUCGGAAUGAUCAUUGCCAACAUCCCGUUGACUAUAUCAUCCGCCAUGUAUGCACAACAUGGAUCCAAAGGCGCCUCUAUUGCUGUUGUCGUCUUUCUGUUCCUCUACGACGCGACUUUCAACUUGGCAAACAACCCCCUCCUUUAUUGUUAUCCGACUGAGAUCUUACCAUUUUCUAUUCGGGCCAAGGGACUAGCAAUUCAAGUUGCUGUCUCGCAAGCAGCUCUCACUAUUAAUCAAUACGUGAAUCCGAUUGCACUGGAUAGCAUUGGAUUUUAUUACUACAUAUUCUACCUGGGAAUGCUUAUCCUUGGCACUCUGAUCAUAUUCUUCACAUUUCCAGAGACAAAAGGCAAGACCGAAGUUGAGCUCGCAGCUCUUUUUGAGGAUCGCAAAUCAGAUCAUGACUACCCAAUAACUCUCGAGGGCUUGGAGGCAGGCUUGGAGAACAUAUCAGAAUCCCAUAAAGGGGGCGUGGUGGUUACCCAGGACAAGGACUUUGCAAAGUCUUGA
Molecule: messenger RNA, 1632 nt
Organism: Penicillium nucicola
Lineage: Eukaryota; Fungi; Ascomycota; Eurotiomycetes; Eurotiales; Aspergillaceae
Product: sugar porter family MFS transporter
Exons: 3
Coding region: 1-1632 (543 amino acids)
Biological process (GO): transmembrane transport; carbohydrate transport
Cellular component (GO): membrane
Molecular function (GO): carbohydrate:proton symporter activity
Source: RefSeq, a predicted model, not a curated record